AUGAUUUGCAUAAUGCAUGGUGGUGGAUCAAUUCAAAAAAUUCGAUUAUUUAAAGAAGGUCAUAUGCGUCAUGCUAUAGUGACGUUUGUGGAUAUUAAGUCAGCUGCCGCAGUUAUUAAUACAGAGAAUAAAAUUAAUGAUUCAUUAUUAAAAAUGGAAUAUUGUAGUUCAGCUGAUACAACAGUAGGAAUUAUAAAUCAUAAAAAUAUCAAUUCACAUCGUAAUAAUACAGAAAUUACAAAUCAAUUGCCGACAUUUAAUAAUAAUAAUAACAGUAAUCAUAAUAAUUCGGAUCGUAAAACAGAAAAGGAGUUGAAUACUAACGCUCUUCAUAAAGGAUCAAAUGAUUCACAUCAUUCACUUCCUAACAGUGAUCAACUGGGAAGAGGACCACUGAUAUUUAAACGUACAACUAACAACAACACUUCAUCAAAUGUUGUUAACAAUGUUCAGAUGUUCAGUCAAGUAUUACGUCCAGUUCAAAGUUCCACAUUAACAACACGUAUGUCAAAUUCCUAUCGUGGUUUAAAAAUUAGCGAUCUCCCACCUCCAAGUAAAUUAUCUGACGCUCAUUUAAGACAAAGUUUAUUUACUGAAUUUCGACGAUGUGGUCGUAUCCAAUCAGUGGUUCUACCUCCAACAAAUAAUGGUUCAACAAAUACAACUAGGUUAGCAAUUGUAACAUUUCGACGUGCAGAAGAGGCCGAAUGUGCUUAUCAAGCAAUUCAAGGUGGUGCUAAAAUUCUAUUCUCUACUCCUGUUUCAGUUGAAUUACAUCCAGGGUCAAAUGUUAAUGAUGAACUUUCUCUAAAACGUUCUUCAACUUCAAGUACAUUGAUUGGAAACACUACUAAGCCGAGUAGUAAUAAUAGUAGUGGUAGUAGUAAUAGUAAUAAUAGUGACACAUUGAUGAAUUCACUGUCUGCUUCUACUACCACUACUACUACAACACAAUCGGGAUUAAAUAAAACUGUUAACUCUCAUUCAACUGAUGAUCAUUUAUCAAAUAACAGUCAAACAAUAACAACAGUAAAUAAAUCACCAACACGAACACUGCAUGUUGCUGGUCUUACUGUUGGACCUACUGGACCUGUUACAUCUGAACAACUGACGACGGCAUUUCGUAAAUUUGGUGAUAUAUAUGUUGUUUUUUUGGUAUCGAAUGUUCAACUUAAACCCAGUUCUAGUUCAGCUCUUAUUCAAUUCGCUGAAAUGCGUGGUCCCAUUCGCGCAAUGAAUGCUCAUGCUCGUGAACCGCUUCGUUUAGGUGGUCGACCACUCUCACUUGCUUAUACACCAAGUACACCGACAACUAGUUUAUGGAUAUCAGACCUACCACCUUCAUUGGCUAAUUUGACAGAUGAAGAAUUAUUACAUACGUUAUCACAAAUUGCUCCCGUUCAAGAAAUUGCACUUAUCAAUCGUACUGAUCAAAGUACACGUAAUCAAUCUACUCCGUUGAUUUCUACAUCUCCACCUCAUUGUGCAGCUUAUAUAAAAUUAAAUUCAACUGAACAUGCAAUUCGUCUAUUAACUGAAUUACGCUGUUCCAAACGUUAUUCAUCUCCUACACCAUCGAUCACUACUACAGCUUCAUCAACAACAGGAAUUACAAUAACUGGUCAAAAUGUAAAAACUUCAACACGACGUCCUAUAGCAGUUGAUUUUGCUAGUCCUAGACAAUCAAGUAUUGUCACUAAUCUACAGUUAAAUGCGUCAAGAUCAUCUUUAAAUUCUCAUCGUGUUCGAAUUAUUUCAUCAUCCAACAUUGUGGAUCGAUGGGAUUCAUCAAAUAAAACCAGUAAUUUUCAACCACCUACCGCUUCUACAGCAAUCACGACAUUGACUUCGAAAUCGACUGAUUGCAAUAGUCCCUCUAAUCAUAAUAAUCAAAAAACCAAUUUGCUUAGUCAUCCUUUGACAGAUGUCAAUAAAGAAGUUAACGAGGUGAAGAAUGGUAGUAAUUUGUUUAUAGAAAAACAGUCUGAAAUAAUUUCAAGGGAAUGUUCCAAUCGAAAGUCAUCACGUUUAAAAUCUAUUAAUCAAUCGAAUCAAUUAUCAGAUCGUACUUAUCACCAUCGGUUAAAACGAUCACAUGACAGUAGCCCGAGUAGCUUUAGUACCAGUAGCAGUAGUAGUAGUAGCAGUACAAGUGUGAGUAGUGAUAGUACUAGCAGUAGUAGUAUUAGUAGUACAUCAAUAUCAUCCUCAGGAAGCUCUAUAAGUGCUUCAUCUGGAGCAUCUUCUAAAUGUACUGGUUCAUCAAGUCGUCUUACCAAGGUUCCGUCUCUAAAAAGUAACCAUAAAUCAAAGUCCAUCGAUGCACAUGACAACAAACGUUCAGCUAAACUAUCGGAACGCAGUUCAUCCUCAAAUUGCGGUCAAUUAAAAGUUCAUAAAUCUCUAAGUACUGGAAAACUCAAAGAAAAUAAGUCCUGUAGAAAAACUGAUUCGUCACACUCGUCAACCACACAAAGUUCAAAGUCUGCUGAUUCAUAUUCGUCGUGGCUAGCAGAUACACCAUCUGAUUCGUCUUUUGUUCAACAACCUCUAAGAGUUAUGACAGUCAAUUCAUCCGUUUUAUCACCUAUUCGUAGUUCGGCCGCUAGUAGCGGUGGCCUCUCUAGUCCUGGAGGAUCUUCCUCUUCCAUCGUAGGAAAUAAUAAUAUCCGACGAACGCCGAAUAAUGGGUGUGAAACUCUACCUAACGGUUGUCAGUCCGAAUUUAUUGGUCCAGUACCUAAUCAUCACUCGUCUUUGAGAUUAUCGACAUCCGCACAACCACUCACUCAUACGCCUACAGUUUUAACUAUGAGCGAGUUUAGAGUUAGUCCAACUCCAACAGCUUGCUCUGUCAGUGCCAGCAGUGGAGUAAGCAGUGGUGGUCCUAGUUUCAGCAGUACAAAUAGUAGUGGAGGAGGCAGCACUGGUAGUAGUCCAUUAACAAGCAAUAAUUCAACAACGAAUCACUUUCAAUCUGUAGUCAUCUCUAAAUCUAACUCCAAUAGCCAAAUUAAAGUUACUUCGUCAUCUCCUUCAUUGAAACGCAAUGUUUCACAAUCUAAUGGUAAUGACAAUUCUCACUGUGGGAAUACAAAUAAAUCGCGAACAUUCAGUGACUCUCCUUCAAGCUUAAAACUUCAUUUAUCUUCUAACCCUGCAUUGGCUUCAUCCUCCCCAGGUUCAAAUAGUCCCUCAUGUACUUCAUCUACAACACCGUUAACGGUUUCAAUAAAACUUACUGGUAUUAAUCGAUCGUCGCAGCCUAGUAAUUUAAUUUCUCCUUGUAGUCUUUCCGAAAAUACUGAGUUGUUUAUGUCAAACCAAGAUAAACAAAGUAAUGAUUCACUGCCCUUAACUCCAGUUUCAGCUCCUCCGCUUAGAUGUAAAACAUCUCGACAUACAUCUAUUGAUCCUAGACGUUGUAAUAUCGGAGUAGAAGCACCAACUGUUGGUGGAGCCACCAAUGAUAUUACAGAUUGGUGGAGUAGCGGAUCACCUGUUUAUGAGUCGAUGUAUGAUAAAAUUAAGCGUCGUACAAAUAAAGAAGCUGAAGAACGACGUCAACGACAACUUGAAAGUUUUUCUACCAGAGAGAAAAAUAGUAAGAAACAAAGAAAGAAAGAACAAUCAAACAAGUCUCCACCACAAUCCAAUAUUAAUAACAGUGUUCCCAUUUCUUCUCCAGAUUCGUUUAGUAAUGAGCAAUGUGGUAAAAUUAAUAACACAUUUUCAUUAAGCGGAAAAUCACAUCAUUCUGUUAACUCAAAAUGUAAAUUAGAUGCUAACCGUUCGUCUAACAAGAAGCAUAGUAAUCGUCAAAAAAGUGACACUGUUUCAAUGCAUUCUUUUCUCAGCGAUAGUAGUCAUCUAUCUCAAUGGCACUCAACUCAUAUACAUACUGAUAAAAUUUGCAACGAUACAAAUGGGUCACAUCUUUUUUCACGAAGAAUGUCCAGAAAUUUAAACUCGAGAAAUAAACGUCGUCGAAGUAUUGUCAGCUCUUUAUCAUCUUCAUUAUCAAGCGAAGGUGAAUGUCACUCGAAUUCUCCACCGGAAACUUUAACUCGAUUAAGUUUGGGCAUGCGAUUCCCGGUCUCCGCUACUUAUCAUGAGUGUAUUCGACCAAAUAAACCUUCCACUGCUGCCUCCGCUGCUGCGGUCCCAAACCGUAAAUGGUCAAAUCACCACCUUAGUGAUAAUGAUGAUGAUGGUGGCGAAGAUGACGAUGAUGAUGCUUUAAGUCAGUUAAGUUCAUCUUUAUCAUGUUCAACUAAUGAUAGUAAACUAGAUCCAUCAAAUUUAACAAAACGAAAACUUCAUUUUUCAACAAACAAGUUGAAUCAGUUGAAAAAUACAAAUUUCUCAAGUUUUAAUUCUUCUAAUCCAUUCAGUCGUAAUAAUAAUUAUGAUAUAGAUCAUCACCGAUCUGGUGAACCGAACAAAAAGUCCAUUAGUCUUUCAACUGCAUUAGAAUGGAAAGAUACCGGGAAAAAAUCAAAAUCACACAAUAAACAAAAUAAUAAAUGUUCCAAACAAUUACCUUCGACCAAUGAUAAUGAUAGACAUAAGUCUUCAGAAAAAUUAUCAUUUGUUAAUAGUGGUUUGCUUAAAAGGCAACGUAAUGAAGUUCUUUCACCAAGACCCACAACUACCGAUCUACAUCCUAAUAAACGUAAAAGAGUUUUAACUACACUACAAAAAAAUAUUGGUGAAAAUGAUUGUCCUAACCAAAUCUAUAAUCAUACAAAUCAUCAUCGACAUUUCACCUCACCAAAACACCAUCAUUCAACUUAUCGAAAACAACACCAUAUUCACAGUCCAAAACCGUACUUUUCUGAUGAUGGUACCAUAUUAGAUUCUGAAGCAGAAGAUGUGAAAGGCAGCUUUAUAAGUUCUGAUUCAGUAUCUCACACUACUGGUACAAGUGAUCAUCAUAGUAUGAAAGAUUCUUAUCUUCAUCAUAGAGGAGGAGAUAGACAAAUGUCAUCUCCUGUACAUAGUGAGACUGAUGAAUCCAAUGUAUUCGGUUUAGAUUCACAUAUUCACAGUCCUAAUUCUAGCCGUUGUCAUUCAGACUACAUUAAUAGAAAACAAAAAAAGUGUUUGAGUAAUUUGUGCACCAUGAAUACCACUACUGCUAGUACUCUUCAAUCUAGAGAUGCAGAUGGAGAUUCUGCAUUUGAUGCUCUCCUGGAUUCAGACCGUUUUUCUGCCAAUUCCAAAUCUACUAUAUCUACUGAGCCGAUGGAACAAUGUGAACUUGAUGAAGAUGAUGAUGAAGAUGCAAAUAGUCCAUGCUUGAAAUUCACUGAUGGUGAAGAUGAUGAUGAAUGGCGUUCUGGUAUAGCAUCAAGUUCACCGAAUCCAGUUCAUUUAGAAUUUGAUGAUGGUGACGAUGAUGAUGACGACGACGAUGAGGGUUGUGAAUUGUUAGAUAGUAAACCUGAACCAAAUACUGUUACUUAUCAAUCUGAUUCAUUUGUAGAAAAAUUGUCAAAUUCCAUUAUGGAGUCUUCAGAUGAAGAGAAACCUCAAGAUACUACUUUAAGGCUACAAUCUUCUAUCAGUUUGAAUAAUCAGCAUUCUUUAUCUUCUUGUUCAUCAUGUGGUACAGGUGAAAAGAAAGUUGAUAGUAGUUUUAAUGUAUCCAUUAAUGAUAACGAUAAUGAUAAUCACGACAAAUUAAAUCGAUGUGAUUCACCCACAUUGUCGAACAAAAUGUCUCCAACUGGUGGAGAUCAACAACUCCAUUCUGAUGAACAUCUAUCAAUCAAGCCAGAAACGACAAACAAGCAACCGCUGAGUUCUGUCAUGAUUGAAGAAAUUUCAACCAAAGUUCCUUCUCCAAAUCCAACUGAAUCAAAAUCUAAUAAAGCAGAAAAUUGCUCUCCUCCUCUCUUACAGACCAUUGUUGUUUCUCAGUAUUCUACUGUUCAUAGUUUUGAAAGCAAUAAUGUACCAUCAUUAAGUAAUAAUCAUGACGAUGUUGACCAUUCAAAUACAACAGGAGCCAUCAGUUCCUUUAAACCUUCAGCUGAAAAUGUUACAAAUAAUGACUCUUCUACUGCAUACAUUACAUCUUUAAAUAAUACUGCAGAUUCUCUAAAAACUAAUUUAUCUUAUUCUACUCAUUCAGAAAUAACAGUAGUCAAUGAAACAAGUCUUGCCAAGGAAAUAACAACAAAAUUAUCUCCAAAGAAUGAUAUUUUUCACCAAAUAUCUUGUGUUCCUACAUCUAUUAUUUUCACUCAAUCGACAUCAUCUGUCUCACCACAUGAUUCAGUCUCUUUCAGUUCAGUAUGUACAUUUCCUAAAUUAAUUAAUUCUCCCCUAAUUCUUGACAAUAAACCUGUAAACUUUAAAGCUCGCGAAAAAUCACCUGAAACUGUCAUUCAAGUAGAUCAUACAGUUCCACGUCAAACAUGCUUGAAUAAUGUAAAACCGAUGACAUCUAUAUCGUCUUCAAUGUCAUUGAAUUCUCAACCGACUGAAGUACAUGAUAUUACUCGUUAUGUUCAAAGUGUUAUUGAACGAGUUAAGGCUGAACGUGUUGAAGAAAAUCAACAGGCAGCUGCGGCUGCUGCUCAUUGUCACCAUUCUACUCACCAUCCAACUACCUCUUCAAUGUCGGUUCCUAUAUCAACUUUAUCGACUAUAUCCAUGAAUCAAACACCUAAAGUUUACAACGAACAAAAUACUUUGCCUGGAAUGGCUUCACCUCAUAAUAGGCGAUCAUACAGUGGUCAACGUCGUUCACUCCUUGUUACUGUAAGUACAUGUUCUCCAUCAAAAACUAAUUCUUCGUCUAGAUCUGCGAAGUUAGUAAGUCCUAAUGCACAUAUGUCUGGUCAUCCUGUUGCGACGUGCAGUGUUGAUUUACCAAGUGUUCAUGUCCCUAAUCCAACCAUACCCUGUACAUCUGGUUUACCUCAUCCUAAAAUAUCUUCUGAUUUACAACUACCCUCUAUUCCGGGAGUCAAUGCUUGUGCACCCCUCAAUUUACCUGUUGGUCAGGUGAAUAGCACUCGUGUAACAAGGCAGUCAUGUGGUAUGCUCGACGGUUCACAAACAUCUUUAAAGCGAUCUGAUAUUUGUCAUAGCAAUUUAGAUACAUCUACUGCAUUACCCGUUAAUCAUGCAAGUCGUCGUCAAAGACGUUCUGAAAGUAAGGCAAUAUCAAACACUGUUCCUGUGUUAAAGGAUACCACUGUGUUUUCAUUUUCAACACCUACAGUUUUAACAUCUUCAACUGUAGUUAAUCCGACUUUACUUCCCGUUUCUUGUGCUCCAUCAACUCUAUCUACUAAAUCAACGGAACCUAUUAUUCCAAGUCAUUCUGUGAUAACGACAAGUUGUUCCCAAAUUGCGCAUAGUGGUGCAACGUUGUCUUCGGCUGAUUGUGUACAGAAAAUGAAAAGCUGUAAUAUUCACACAUCUGUUGAUCCUUAUGAACCGAAUUUUGAUGAAGAAUCACCAGUUGGUUUCAAUCCAGCUCAGUUACAUCAUCAUCGAUCAUCUCCGUCAUUAUGUCCAUCUCCUAAUUCCACUCACCAAACUCGUAAAACGCCUUGUACUACAGCUGAAAACAUGACUACCACAAAUUCUCAAUCUCUUCCUUCUACAACUGUGGUGGUUGCCUCGUCAUCUUCACCAAUUAACUCAUCACCAGGACUUGUAGUGUUAGAUACGAAAUCUGUCAGACAUCCUGAGAUAAUUUCAUGCACCACUACUGCUCCAUUAUCUGUAUCUGAAUCUUCUGUGUUGAAUGUACCACCGGCCACUUUCUGUGUUACUUCUAGCCAGUCUGUUGAUACAGUAGAUGAAGUGAUUAGUGAUGUAUGUGCUGGUCAUUUUGAUGUUCAGAGUUAUCUCAAAAAUUGGUCAUGUAAUACUGUUAGUAGUCCUGCUACUACUACGAUCGGAACAACUAUUAAUACAAGUAAUAUUCAGUCAUCUAAAAUUUCCGUCAACAAUCCAUUACCACAUGAAUCUAUAUCGUUACCUAGUAUUUUAACCAGUAUAUCAACGUGUACUCCAACCAUUACUACUACUACUGCUGCUACUAUUACUACUACUUUCCCUACUAUAAGUAUUACAACUAGCCAGUCAUUACAAACGGUUAAUUCAACAAUAGUAACUAAUAUAUCAAAUACCCCAACAGGAAUACCAUUUUCUCUUCCUAUAACUAGUGAACCAAUUGUAGCCGCUGUUACAAUCCCGACUGGAAAAACUAGUAAUUUAGGCAAGAAUGAUUCAAGAAAUCCUAUCAAUAUUGGAACAGGAAGUGCAGUUCUCAAUACUCUUCUUGCUGCUUUACAACUUAUACCAGGUAGUCAAGUAACAGUGACUGGUCCAGCGGCAGCAGCUGGAGUUGUUGGUAAUAAUAAUUCACGUACAAUUUCUGCAGCCACUAUUACACUACCUGUGAAUGCAGCUCAACAGGCUGCUGCUAAUAUAAAGGCGGCUGUUUUAUCUGUCACAAAUCCGAACAAUAGUCAAGGGAAAGCAGCUAACAUUAACUGGAACCAACAAGAUUCAUUGAAUAUAAACAAAAACACGACUGAAUCUACUCACAGUGAAACUAAAGUUUCACAUGGAAUUUUUACUCCACCAAUUUGUGUAACCUCAGCAAAUUUAACCAAUACCGCACAUAAUAAUCGUUUAACUACUACUACUCAUCAACUCAAUACUACACCAGUAGUUUCCAUGUGUUCAGUCGCUCAGUUACCGUUUAAUAAUAACAUCUACGUAAACAGUAAUAUAAACAAUACAUCUUAUCAACAUCCUAAGAUAUUGCAAUCUGGUUGCACAAUGAGUGAAUCAGUCACUUCGAUUACAACAACAACGUCUCAACUUUAUCCUUUACAAACGGCAAUGGAGUCUGCACCCGUGAGACCGCAUUUGGCAUCGGCUACUACAGUUACUAAUAGUACUAUUGCUAGUAAUAGUAGUAGUAUUAGUACUACAUGCGAUCAAUUAUUGAAUAAUGCGCCCGUAUUCGCUUCGUGUGGUAAAUACACUAGUGUUACCCCGACACCAAUUUCACAACAUUCCUCUUUGGUGUCUCAUUCUCAACAAAAUAAUAACAUAUGCACAACAAAACAAUCAUUCGUUCCACCUUCAUCACCAAUCGUAACUAACGGUACUAGUCAUCCUCAGAUUACUUCAAGAACUGUCUCAAAUGCGCCACCUCCACCUACAUCACCAGUUGUACUUGGUCGAAAUUCUGCUGUUUCACCGUUAGCCAAUCCUGUUUUGCAAACAUUAAUCGAUCGGCUAGGUGGUAAUGUUGAACCUUCUGUUGCCAUUGCAUUAUUUCAUGCAGCUCUCAAUGGUUCUAAUAUGAGACGUAACCUUAAUGAUAAUACAACCGAUACACAAGUUAAUCCUUAUUUAAGACAUGUAGCUCAACAGUUUCUUGAUAAUCGGGGUUGUAGUGGUCCUGUCAAACCAUCGAUUCCAAUCAGUCAUUCUGAAUCUCAAGUUCACUCAGCUAGUAGUAUAUGUGCCAAAAGUUUGUCUCCAUCGCUAACUAUGCAGCAUAUUCCUGUGACUAAUAUCACUUACAGUUCAAGUCCUCAUCGACCUCCAGCUUCGGGACUUCCUUUCGUUUCUCCUGUACUAAUCAAUCCUGUAGAUCCUGACAUAGUUCAAGUUGAUCCUAGUAGCAAUAAUAUUAUAUCUCCACCGGUUGUCUCAUCUCGUCUUCCAGGAUCGGACCCACCUCCAAUAAAUAAUAUUACUACUAAUUCUGAUGCCCAAUCUUGGAACACGCUUGGUUCAUCCUAUCCUUUAGUUUGGCAAGGUCGUUUAUCUUUGAAAAACAUGGAAACUCGUGUCGCUCUACAUUUUGUUCAAGGAAAUCAUAAUUUACUUAAUGCUUGUAUGACGUUACUAGCUUCUGGAGGCGGUGGUCAACCACAAUUCUCCUUAAUCACAAGUGGUGGACCUUUACGUAUAGUUCAAAGAAUGCGAUUGGAACCAGCACAACUAGAAGGUGUUCAACGUAAACUUAAUCAAGAAGGUGCUUCAUGUGCUUGUCUAGCGCUUCCUGCUGGCAGUAGUCCUGUUGAGUUAGCACAACAAACUCAAAUAUUAAAUGAAAAUUUCAUUCGUUACAUGCAAGAGAAAAUGGCGGCUGGUAUUAUCAACGUCGGGCAUCCAGAUUAUCAACAAGGACUUUAUGUUGUGCAUAUUUUUCCACCAUGCGAUUUUUCCCAUGCACAACUUGGCUUAGCUGCUCCGGAUCUUCAUAGACGUGUUGUACAGGCGAAUCAAUCUCAUUUACUAGUUGUUAUAACAACAGUUUAA
Molecule: messenger RNA, 10314 nt
Organism: Schistosoma mattheei
Lineage: Eukaryota; Metazoa; Platyhelminthes; Trematoda; Strigeidida; Schistosomatidae
Source: the annotation of a GenBank genome assembly